CCGACUCCAACCAACAGCAGCUUCUCUUUCCAACUCUUCUGAGGUGCGUCCACUCUGCAUCCAAACUUAAGAUUACCGAUAGUUGCAUUUUCCUCAUCCACCCUGAACUAUCACCACCAUGUCUGAUCAAGGCGCCACACCGACUCCCUCCCCUGCGCCCCCUAUUCCCACUGGACCCCCUCCGAAGGUGACGAACCGUGGCCGCAGCGCAGUUCCCAUCGCCAGCUCCAACUCUGACACAACAGAGAUACCUGAGUUUGAGCCCUUUGUUGCACCGGGCCCGAGAGGAUUUCCACCUCUGACUGAGUAUCUUGACAUCUAUAAUGUGGACAUGAUGAGUGGUCCAGAUGAGAUCAACAAGCAGCAACACCACACCACGUUGUACUUCACUAAUUAUCUUGUGGUCCGUCGAGGACAAGAGUUCCAGGUCAAGAUCACUUUCAGUCGUCCCUACAAACCUGCUGAAGACAAGUUCGCUGUGGAGUUUACUAUUGGCUCCAGCCCUCAGUACAGCAAGGGCACCUAUGUUCCUGUCUUUCCCACCAAGGGUCGUCAGAGCUCCUGGGAAGGCCGCAUCACAGAAACCUCUGACAAAACCGUCACCAUGUGUAUCACUCCUGCGGCAAACUGCAUUGUGGGGAAGUACAACUUCUACGUCGCUGUGCAGACGCCCUACGGCCUCCGCAGGACAAGACGGGACGACAGCCGUGACCUCUACAUCCUCUUCAAUCCCUGGGCGGCAGCUGAUGCUGUGUUUCUGGAUGAUGAGAAAGAGAGGGAGGAGUGCGUGAUGAAUGAGAACGGGAUCAUCUACCACGGUGCAUUCGAUGACAUUAGUGAGAGAAACUGGAACUAUGGGCAGUUUAACAAUGGAAUCCUGGAUGCCUGUCUGUACAUCAUGGACAGGUCUGAGAUGCCAAUCACCAACAGAGGAGACCCCAUCAAGGUGACCAGGAAGGCCUCUGCUAUGCUGAACUCUCAUGAUGAUGAAGGUGUGCUGGUGGGGAACUGGAGCGGCGACUACACCUACGGAGUGGCGCCCACCUCCUGGACUGGCAGCACAGACAUCCUACUCAUGUACACCAAGAGCAAGAUGCCCGUAUGCUACGCUCAGUGCUGGGUCUAUGCCGCUGUCUUCAACACCUUCCUGCGCUGUCUGGGCAUCCCAUCCCGGGUCGUCACCAAUUACUACUCCGCUCAUGACAACGAUGGAAACCUGAAGACUGAUAUCAUCCUGGACGAGAACGGCAGGGUCGACCGCAGUCGCACCAGAGACUCUAUCUGGAACUAUCACUGCUGGAAUGAGUGCUACAUGUCCAGACCAGACCUGCCAGCUGGCUUUGGAGGCUGGCAGGUUGUGGAUGCAACACCACAGGAGACCAGUGAUGGCAUGUACAGAUGCGGUCCUGCAUCAGUCCAAGCCAUCAAACAUGGGGAGAUAUGCUUCCCAUUUGAUGCAGCCUUUGUGUUUGCUGAGGUCAACAGUGAUGUGGUGUUUUAUUCCCGGAGAAAAGAUGGGACCAUGGAGCCCGUCAGAGUGAACCGGGCUCAUGUAGGCCGCAUGGUUUUGACCAAAGCUGCAGGAGACAUGACCCGCCGGGACAUAACCAAUCACUACAAGUUUCCUGAAGGCAGUACAGAGGAGAGGACUGUCCUGGAAAAAGCAGAGGAGUACGGCUGUAAACAAGAGAAGUCUAAUCCUCCGCUGGCUGACGUGGAGCUGGUCCUGCCCACCCUGGAGAUCAGCAUGGGUGACAACUUCGAGCUAAACCUGGAACUUAUAAACCGUAGUGACGAGAACCGCAUCGUGAACACCUACAUCAGCGGGACUGUGGUGUAUUACACCGGAGUCACCAGCACUGAGUUCCUGUUCAGGAAUCCCACAGUGACGAUUGACCCCAACAAAAGUGUGAAGGAGUUGGUGAUGGUCGAGUCAAAGAACUACAUGAAGCAUCUGGUGGAACAGGCCAACCUCCACUUUAUUGCUACUGGGAAGGUCAAGGAGACCGGCCAGAUCAUCACCGCCAUGAAAGUCGUCACCCUGCACACUCCCAAACUCACCAUGAUGCUGUCUGGAGUGCAGAAAGUGAAUGAAGAGAUGACGGUGACUGUGGAAUUCACAAACCCCUUCAGCUUCAGCCUGGAGGGUGUCUACAUUCGCAUGGAAGGACUUGGGAUCAUGCAGACCAAGUCCAAAUAUUACAGUCUGAUCACAGGAGGCUCCUCCCUGACCUGGACCGAGUUUUUCACCCCGCAGAGGGCCGGCAGUACCCGGGUGUUCGCUACUCUUGACUGUCCUGCUCUCAGGCAGGUCUCCGGCCAGGUGUUUGUCAACAUCGAGCCCUGAGGAUGACAGGGAUGAGGAUCCCUGAGCCCCAACGUCAUUCAUCUAAUUUACACUUCAGCCCAAAUAUAGGUCGAUAGCAUUUAACUGUAGGUUUAUAAUAAACAGUUGUGGCUUCAGCAUGUAUGAUAACAAUGGUGAUAGUUUUAGUCACAAGCAAAUAGAGAAAAGAUCUGUUAGAUCUAAAGAAUACAGUGCUUAAAAGUUGUCAAUGCAAGUUUUAAAAGAGGCUUAUAAAUACGUUCUGCCAUAUGAAGUAUUUUGACAGUUAAAGGGCAACUUUUUUACAAGAGCAAUCGAUCCAAGUUGAAAAUCUUCGGUGGAUAUGAGCUAUGACCGACCCAUUUCAUGCUGUUUCAUUUGAUUAAUGCAGCUUAAACUUAUUAUGCAACAAUUAAACUAAAGAUCAAUAUUUCUGCUUGAGCACUGUAGCACUCUUUCCACCUCUUUAUAUCUGUAAAAUCUUUUUCAUUGUACCAGAACAAAUGCAAAUAUCAACCAAAAUAAAAGAUUCCCUAUGUGUA
This is a messenger RNA of Micropterus dolomieu (smallmouth bass), 2868 nucleotides long. RefSeq names its product coagulation factor XIII, A1 polypeptide b (gene f13a1b). The record is from RefSeq and is a predicted model, not a curated record. Gene Ontology annotation, biological process: peptide cross-linking; blood coagulation, fibrin clot formation. The coding region runs from base 119 to 2347 and encodes 742 amino acids. Gene Ontology annotation, molecular function: protein-glutamine gamma-glutamyltransferase activity. NCBI's taxonomy places the organism in Eukaryota, Metazoa, Chordata, Actinopteri, Centrarchiformes, Centrarchidae. The transcript is spliced from 15 exons.